Pogonomyrmex barbatus (red harvester ant) is the source of this 2022-nucleotide messenger RNA. RefSeq lists its product as uncharacterized. NCBI's taxonomy places the organism in Eukaryota, Metazoa, Arthropoda, Insecta, Hymenoptera, Formicidae. Gene Ontology annotation, biological process: stabilization of membrane potential; potassium ion transmembrane transport. The record is from RefSeq and is a predicted model, not a curated record. Gene Ontology annotation, molecular function: potassium ion leak channel activity; outward rectifier potassium channel activity. Gene Ontology annotation, cellular component: plasma membrane.
AGAAAGCGAGCCUUCUCGUCGAUGUUGCGUGAAAUAUGUACGGUCGUGUGAUCGACCGGAAGAUCGCCGGAUUUACGGCGGCUAUAGCGCGGCUCAUUUUGACCUUAGCUCAUGAACGUACCCCUUUUCCCGCGGCCACCAACCGCCGGGGGUGUCACGACGCUCUUCAGUGACUUGCCGGGCGUCGCGACGCUACCACGCGUUCCGACGUCCGUGCCACUCGUACGCGAACGGUAUGCCGCAUCCCGGCGGUCUUCCUGCGGCAUCAAGAAACGCCGUUGUAGGAAUUUGGUUCAUCCGCGAGUCGAAGAUGCUGUUCUCGUCAAGGUUGCCGCACAUCGUCGCAUCACCGAGUUUCGCAUAAGGAUGUCGAAGCGGCGCGCGAACGACAAGGGGAAUGACGACCACGACGACGACGACGACGACGAUGUCGUUUGCGGCAUCGAUAUUACGGACACGCCGAUUACGAUAUCUUCGAGGAUUUCGCCUCGUUUAAAAAAUGGCAUAAUACGAACGAAAUGGACAAAGUCCGUAACUGUACAGACCAUAGAAGGAUUACCCCUGCGAUUGAGGAUCCUACCGUCUCUCAGGGACAUCGAGGAAAAUAACGGAAGCUCCUCGGGAAAGGUCUCGAGAGUUCGGAGGUAUCUGAGAUUCUUGGGACGUUUGUCGCUGUCGCAGUUCGGCCUUCUGUGGCUGCUUGUAAUGUGGACGGUGGCGGGUGCAGCGGCGUUUUGCGCGACCGAAGGACCUCGCGAGCGCGAGCAAGUCGUGUCACUGAAGAGCAUGCAGAAGGAUUUAGCGGUCGGCUUGGCGACGGAAUUGCGGCAAUUGCGGACGGAACGAGAUCAGAAUGUGGAGCCGUUGUGGAGCGACAAGGUCCGCCAGUACGUCGCCAAACACGAGGAGCUCCUCUUGAUCGCGGUCAGUUCCGGCUACGGCGAGGGUGGUAAUAGUGGACAACUGUGGACAUUUCCCGGCUGUGUGCUGUUCGCCAUAUCGCUAAUCACCACUUUAGGUUUUGGAGCACCGGUUCCGCGAACUACCGCCGGUCGCACGGUAGGGGUGAUUUUUGCCGCCAUCGGCAUUCCCGCGCAUUUCCUUCUUAUACUGAAUUUCGGCCUUAUGGUGGCUUUUCGUCUGCAAAAGUACGCGCUAGCCAGACGAGGCGUACAACUUGUAGACAACAAUGUAGAAUCCAGUUAUUUCGGACGAAUGCCGAAAUGGAUAAAAAUCAUGUCGUUCGUUUGUUCAGUCGCUUACUACAUUUUGGGAGUAUUGUGCUUCGGCAUUGCACGAUCGAGACCAAUCGCAGCGAGCGUGCUGUUUCCGUUGGACUUCACCGCAGCAGGCGGUCUCUCCACCAUCGUCGGUCAUGUGCGGAUAUUAUAUGGCUUGUACUUGGAAGGCGCUGUUACUAUCGCAGCGAUAGUGGUGGCUAUAUUAAGAGUAUCUGCGACGCAGAGUCUUACAAAUAUCGGACUGAAGUACGGCCUGUUAACGGAGGCUUAACUUAUUUCAUGUUUUUCAGCCCCUUGUAUAUACGCAAUACACUAAUAUUAUCAUGUGAUGUUUAUCAUCAUGUUAUUUUCUCUGUAUAUUUAAUCAUGGUUGAUAGAUAACAUACUCCCGACUUUUGGACUGUUGAUAAUGACACAAUUACGAAAGAAUAACUAUAAAUCAUACAUGUAUAUAUUUCGUGGAUCAGAUCUUUUUUAUUUCGCAAGAUUAAACAUACGUAAAUCACACAGUCUCAAACCAGAUACUUUAUCUCUAGUCUUUUUUUUUUUUUUUUGUACGGUUCAUAUCUAAAAUUUUGUUUGUAAAUAAAAAAGAGGAAGAUAGGAAAAAUUGCUUAAAAGAAAUGUAUACAUUUCUAUGUAUACGCAAGAGGAUAUGUGCGGCGCAGAAUUUAUUUUACAAAUGUAUAUCAAUUUAUUCAAGGAUAGACUAACAACUAUAUAUUUAUCUUCAUGUACACUUUAUUUAAGUAAGAUGUAAUAAAGACAAAUUUAUACGCUA